AUGGACCAGAGCAAAGACAGCGAGACGGUUGCCGAAGUUGUCGCCGGCGGAUCGACAGUCACCAUAGGCGGGAUCGAGCAUCCCAGCGAAAUUGGAGUGUCAAACCAGCCCGACUCCGAUGGAGAUGUUCUUCUGGGUGCAGGGGACGAGCAGACGCAAGCGUCGAAAAGUUCGAAGAAGAAGAGGAGGAAUAGAGGCAAAAAGUCACUGGCACAACGGGGACCGACCGCCCUUCCCAAGAAUCGUGGGACGGGGUUUGAAGAGUACUACGCCGAUCCUCCUAUGACACCUCAGGAGCACGCCGAUGAGCAAACUGAGGUCUAUUCCAGUGACAUUCCUUUUGCAGACCGAAUCCAGUCCUGCAUUCAGCGCUUCCGCACUCGUCGCCGUCUUCAAUCAGAACACACUCUCUUCUUCGACGAGUACCUUUUCCUAGGCGGGGUUGACACAAGCAUGAACCAGUUUGGAGGACACGACCCGAAAGACCUUCAAGGGCUAACUCCCGCGGAACGCCGAGACCUCACUGCCCGGGACACAGUCCACGGAGGCAGCAGCGGCGAUGAUCGGUUUUACAACGGUGAUGAAGAGGACUGGUCAGUCGACUUUACCGGCGUCGCGGCCGGCUUCUUUUCAACUCCUCUGAUGGAGCUUACUGGGGGCAAAAUUGAACGCAUGGCAGCGGCAGCGGACGUCGUUGCCAACUUCCUCCGCUACGUCUUGCAGCAUGACGUCUGCCCGGAGUACGAAGAUGAUGUGAAGCGAGCGCUGCAGCUCUGCUCGGAUGCCAAGGAUGAGUGGCCAGCCGUGGACGCCGUCCGAUCGUCUGUUCCAGGCGCUUUCAAUCUUGCCGCCGCAGACCUGUUCUCGCCUGCUGACCCAGGAGACUGGACGAUUCCUAUCCAUUCACGGCCAGAGAAUUUCGAUCCAAAGGCCAUCUUCUACGCCUCUUGUGCUCUUCUGGGUCUUGUGGAGGUCUUUGACCUGAUCGAGUUUCGCCAGCCCGUUCCUAUCAAGGAAACCCGGUGCGCUGUGGAAGUCACUCGGAUUGAACGCGCCACCGCGGACAUUAUCGAGCGCUUCAAACAGCUCAAAAUUGGUGACGGUGAACCUGGUUUAGCGCCCAUCGGCCGAGUUUGCGUUCGACCUACUUCGAUCGAAGACGGUUGGGACCACCCCUCCGGCCCAGCACCGGUGGACAGCGACAAUAUGUGGCUGUUCUUUGAAGACGCCAUUCUUGCAAACAUGAGAGAAGGAAUGAAGAUGGCAGUGGUCAUCAUUGAGCUGGAGGUGGGAUUUCGCUUUGUCAAGGCGUGCUCCAAUGUGGUUCCCACGUUCUACACAUUCCUGCCCCAAGAGCUCAUGAAGCACUACAAGAUGCCCCGAGUGAACGAGCGACCUGCGCCAUCGGUGCAUGACCGCUUCGGCGAUGAGGCACAGCACUACCAAGAGGAUUAA
Molecule: messenger RNA, 1455 nt
Organism: Purpureocillium takamizusanense
Lineage: Eukaryota; Fungi; Ascomycota; Sordariomycetes; Hypocreales; Ophiocordycipitaceae
Exons: 4
Coding region: 1-1455 (484 amino acids)
Biological process (GO): regulatory ncRNA-mediated gene silencing
Cellular component (GO): ARC complex
Source: RefSeq, a predicted model, not a curated record